This is a messenger RNA of Electrophorus electricus (electric eel), 6286 nucleotides long. RefSeq names its product sosondowah ankyrin repeat domain family member B (gene sowahb). Lineage: Eukaryota; Metazoa; Chordata; Actinopteri; Gymnotiformes; Gymnotidae. Gene Ontology annotation, molecular function: protein binding. The record is from RefSeq and is a predicted model, not a curated record.
CACAGGAAAGAGGAAAAAGUGCGUUCCUACAACCGUCUAUAUUUCAACCAAAUCCAUUGGUUGGCAUUAAAGUAGGGAAUGUGAUCCCGUAUUCUGUCUCAUUUACACCGCUCCGACACUGAUCCGAGGAACAGACGUCAUGGGGAGAGCCCGAUUGCACCCAACUUGCCCUUCACACGAGCAGUGAUUAUACGAUUAUAAAUAACGUGGAUUACAAGAGCGGCAAAACGCAAACGUCUCUCAAGGACUCCUUGACUAAUUUGCUCUUCACCUUUUUUUUUUAAUCAGUGGAGGAAUCGGAAUCAACCUGCUUGUAUCAUAAAAUGUAUUAGCACUGACCACACAAAAUAGCUUUUUUUCGUUUCUUCUCUAUGAUUAAACCUCUUCCUCUUUAAACUUUCUCUAUCUUCCUUCAGGGACACCAAACCGUGGGCAAAUCAGUUCAAAGUAACCGAUUACCAAAGUUUCCACACACACACACACACACACACAGAAGAGACACUUUAUUUUGCUAAAUUCACUAAAGCAUAAAUCUUCGCAGAGCGCGCGCGGCACAGGAACGCAGGAGGAGUUCAGAUCGGCGCGUGGGCGGCGUUCACGUGCCGAGCACCCGAAACCUCUGACAGUUCAUCCUGAACUUCGGCGCUGCAGAGACCUGAGAGGACGCCCGAGCAACAGCGAGUCGAGCAUGGCCACCGACUUCUCUCAAGAAGCAGUGCUGGGCUUCCUGCGCACCGGCGGGGGAGUCGUGCGGAACGCGCACUUACUGGCGCACUUUAAAGACUUUUUGCGCGACAACGAGGACAGGGCGCACAACCGCGAGCUGUUUAAAACGUUCGUGAACGCGCUGGCGACGGUGAAGCAAGAGGACGGAGUGUGUUACGUCGUUCUGAAGAAAAAAUUUCGGCCGCAUGUCGGCGACGUCCCCGUCAGCAAAGCCUCGUCAGGCGGCCGCCGCGACCAAACGCGCCAAGCGGGACGUGGCGCAGCCAAACCCGCGGCGGCUCGACCGCAGCGUCACGACGAGGUUGCCAGCGGAGCUCGGAAAGCCCGCCACAGCACCGAACACAUUUUACCCGUUGCUGGGAUUGUAAACAACGACGACGACGACGACGUAGAAAUAGUGAAUUUGGAGACGCCUGUCCAAGCCUCGUGGGAGCAAACGGUGUCCUCCGCCACCGGCAGCGAGGGAGGCAGCGACGCUUGCACUUUGAAACCAGCCCCGUUUAUUACAGACUCCACACGCUCCAGUGGGAGCGGCCAGAGCUCGGAUCAGUCGGGGGCGUUGAAAGCACUCGCGGAAACGACACAACACAAUGGUGUUUACCGCGCCGACCUCGGACAGUUGCGAGAAGCGGACGGUUGCAGCCAGACGUCCUUUUGGCCUCCUCUGGAUUGCCCGUCCUACGAGGUGGUUUUGACCUCUCCGCCCGGUGACACGGCGCCUGCACACGCUCUCACUGACCGUAACCAUGAGGAUCCUUGGCCGUUUGCCAUCCCUCUGGGUCAGUCUCAGAGUUACGCUUCCAGUCCUUGCCUAGCUGACUUGCCUACUACCGCCUCUUCCUGCUGCUCCUGUGUCCAGGCGGGUCUGAGCCAGAGUAAUGACUGCCUGUUCAGGAUGACCCCGGCUGUAUACAUCCAAGAGCCGGGAGAUGAUGAUGAUGAUGAUGAUGAUGAUGGAAUGGCGGCAGCCGCUCUGCUCAAGGCUGCCCCCCAGAGGUGCAACCUGCCCUUGGAAACCCUCCGCCUACCACCGGCAGCUGGCCACCGGGGGCUUGGCCAGUUCCGGGGCGUCUCGUCCAGCCAGGGCAGCCUUAACCUGUUCCCCGCCACAGACCCCUGUUGGCCCCCGCAGUUCUACCAGGACGACUGGUCCAGCGAAGACGCGUUGGAUGUCAUCAUGGCGGAGGAGGUGGAGGUGGAGCCGCCUGCCAGCCGUCGCCUGCGCGAGUCUGAGCUGCUGGCGCAGCUGCACCGGGCCGAGCGGAGCGUGGCUCCCUGGCACCGCUCCACCGGGGACCUCCCAGACCAGGAGCCCCUUCCGGGCCGGGCUCCUCCGUCCGGGCCGGUCGCACGCCGGCUCUCCCAGCGCCUGAAGAGCCGCAUGUGCCGGAGCCUGGGGGCAGACCUGGACCGAGCGGCCCAGGAGGACGGCGACUCGCCCCGCCUCAGGCGCCUGCGCCGGAUCUCCUCGUUCCUCAGCGACCGCCCCGCCUCCACCUUGUCCAGCUGCGCCCCGAGCACCCUGGACGGCCUCUCCUCCACGGACUCCACCCGCAGCCUGGCGCACGACUCGGCCUGCCUCGGCCCCAGGCACUCGCAGGUGCCGCUGGAGCCGCACGAGCACGACUGGUUUGCCAAGGCUGCGGCGGGCGCCUGGGCCGAUGUCUACUCGCUCUUCCGCGAGGAGCCGGGCCUGCUGGCCAAGCGCGACUUCUUGUCGGGUUUCAACGUGCUGCACUGGAUCGCCAAGCACGGUGACCACCGCGUCCUCAACACGCUCUGGUACGGCGUGAGCAAGACGGGCCAGCAGCUGGACGUGGAUGCCAGGAGCACCUGCGGUUACACGCCCCUCCACCUGGCCGCCCUCCACGGACACAGGAAGAUGCUCCGCCUCCUGGUGCACAAGUACAGGGCCGACGUGACGCUCAGAGACAACAGUGGCAAAAAGCCGUGGCAGUAUCUGGAGAAAAACGGAGACCGGGAGCUGCUCGAGCUCCUCGGCGCCCCCCAGAGGGCACUCGGGAGCAGCACGGGAGUGCGCAGGUCUGCGGAGAAGCCCCCAGACCUGGCUGUCGCCCCAUCUGUCGCCACGGUGAAGAGACACUCGUCGUUCGCCGCGCUGUUCAAACACAAGCCACAGCUGAGAGUCUCAGCCACAGCAGAGUCCAUCCUGUGAAAACCUACCGGAUGCCACUCCUGGAAAACCCUUGUACUUACUUUGGCACAGCAGACGGACAGUUUCAGAAUCACCGGUUAAACUGAAUCGGUUUCUGGUGUCAGGACUGGUGCUUCUGACGGAGCCUGCGCAAUGGGGAUUUAACUCACUGAAAACAUGUGCUGUGUGACACUAAUGGAAAUGAACACUAGAGGUUGUAUAUUCAUUAAACCACUUUGGGUGCUUUAAGGCUCACUAGUGUUGCUCUCCAAGUCUGUUCAGAGGUUGGGUUUAGCCAAACGUCUUUACACAGAAGGGGACAGGAAAAGAGUUUUAGCUAAGAUGUGGGUGGCUGGGUGUGUGUGUGUGUGUGGUGUUUGCAUUGCCUGUCUGUAUAUUCAGAUGGUGGCCUGACAGUCAAAUACUGCCUCCUUAUCCUUGUGCAUUCAGUCCUGCAUUUUCUCCCUCUAAUCAUAUGACCUCUUAUGUCCUGAAGGGCUCUUUUGGCUCAUUGUUGGUGGUGUCCCCCCCCCCCCCCCCGUUUUGACAUGUGAGCAGGAAGAGAAACUGCACUACUGACCCUAACCCUCUAAUCUGAGGGUAAACAAACAGUCCACAUUCUGCCAGAGCUUUAAACAGGAAACUCCUCGCUUUAUAUCCUCUUAAAAUCUUAUGUUCUAGGAAUUUGACUGGCAACCAUUAUUAAGUGUGCUGUAUUUGUCUGUAAAUACUGUAAAGCAACUAUGCAUCCAGUAAUAUAUUCGGUAUGUGUAGGCUUUUUAUAUUCAUGCGCUUCUCUGAUGUCAUCAGAGAUUAAGAUUAAGUCUUCAGCUGUUUCAGUUUGUGGCUUUAAUAUUUAACCAUCUGUCCCUUGCAUUGAUCUUACAGUAAAUCCAAAAAGCAGGAUUGGCAGAGCAGACUUAUAUUUCCACUGGCAGGACAGAGGAUUCCGGGUCCACAGUCGCCUAGGUAAUGCUAUAGUAACCUGGACUCAUACUGUGUGCUUAAUGUUGCUGUAUAGGUGAUACUACGGAGAACAGGGUUGCAAAGGGACGUUUGUCAUUUUAAACUUGCUCACUAGGACCCCGGUUCUGAACCUCUCAUUGUUUUGCACACGCACAUUCUAACCACUAGUAUUGUACGGUGCUGGAGUAAAGAAAGAACUUGUUGUAGCUUGUCUGACUGUGUGGGACGUUGGGGAGCACAAGGACCAAAUGACUCCACUGUGGCCUUUUGUCAUUCGGGGAGGAAAAAUCUCGGGAGUCCCUGCACUGAGCUGAUUAGACACUUUGAAAUAAACCACUUUUUUUCAAAUCAGGCCAUGUCUUGCUUCAUGGUCUUCACUUCUGGAUCUUGUGUAACCACAUAAACAAAUACCGUGAGACGUAUGAAAUGUUUGCGUGUCCCGUCUUGUCGCGGGUGUGUUCUGCUGUAUCCUGUGGUAGGAUACCACAGUGUAGUUACCAAUUGCAGAGGGUGUCUUGUGUACCCUACAACUCCAGUAGAGAAUGAACAGCUUUAAGCUGUUCCCACUGCACGGUUUCCCCCCUUUUACAAAGUGUGUUUGUAUCUUAGCCAGACAACAUGGGAGAAACGUUUGGUGGAGAACCACUAACCACUGUAUUAGACACACCUACCUUGUAGUGUUGAGCGGAGCACCCUUGACACAGCGGUGACACUGCUAUGCGUAAAAAAAAAAACCUAAAAAAAACGGCAGCUGGGCUGCUGUGCUUGAUACCACCAUGCCAGUGUCUCUGCUGUACUGGAAAGGGAUCACUGUCUACAGUAAUGCAAGAAAUAGACCUUUCAUAGGGUCGCAUGUGACCAACCGUGCAUGACCUCAGAUGAGUUGCAGUCUGCAUUUGUAUGCUUGUAAACUAAAAGACUGCUGUACCCGGUAAAGUGGCCAGUAAGGAGUUUCUAAUGAGGUGGUAGGUGAGUGGACUUUCCUGUUGAAUUAGAGUUUGACUUAUUUAGCUGAGAUAUUCUGCCCUGUACGGUGGCGCUCCAGAGCCACAUCUUUUGAGCAUGUCAAAUAAAUGAUGAAGAAAUGAAAUGCAAAAUCUGAUGCGGGAUCGUCACAGCUGUGCAAAUGGAAUGUGAUUAAAAUCGAGAUGGUGGUCAUCUAAACUCGCAUGCUAUUUGUUUCACACACACCAGAACACACCUGGAUAUGUUUUUGUUCAUUUGGUGUUCAUGUGUAAUUUAAGAUGCUGGCUAUAGGCCUUACACACAAAACAGCAUUUUUCAUUCAUCUUCAUCUUACAGUAGCUGAGUUGUGGGUUGUCUGGAACGCGCAGUUCUGUGAUCACACACUUGAGUUUUGUUUGAUUUUUAAAGCUUGUGUCUAGUUUUUGGACCAAAUUGUGAAUGAGUGAUAGUAUCGAGCAUUUUGCACCAUGACAAAAUGAACUCCACUAAAGUCUUCAAAUAUCAGAACUGAAAAUUAGAAGAACUACUUCAGUCACAUAAAGCUAAUGAUCAUAGCUGAUAAGUGAGUGAAAAUGAUUGUUGUUUCAAUGUUUAGCUUAUGCAAAUACAUUUAUUCAGUAGUCUCCACUAGUUUUAACUCAGUUGCCAUUGAAAUAUUCCUCAUAUUUUAAUUUUGAGACAAUUUACAAAAUUUUAAAUAGCUUUGUUAUGCACCCAGGAGUGAGUUUUGUUAAGUAUGUAUUGUUGGUUAGAGUGAAAGUAGUGUCCCAGUGUCUCACAGGACAUGUGAAGCAAUGAAUGGAACUUACAGGCUGAGAAAUUAGGGUUAAUUAAUUUAGUUAGUGUAGGAUUUUAAGUGUAUCUGGAAAUAGAGUAAGGUAUGCUGGGUUAGGCUUGGAGAUGUACUCCGCGGGGUGGUAGAUCUCCAGGAGAAAGGGUGUAACUAAACUCUGCAGGGCGGUAGAUCUCCAUGAGCUGAUUAGAUUGUGCUUGCAGUGUUUUCAUAUCGCUUUCAUAUCACUUUCAUAACACUGUAAACAAGUCUCUUUUUAAAAAAUAGAUUUAUUUUUAUAGAAUGCGUCUGCUUUUCCUUUCUCCUCUUAAACAGCGCAAUGUGACGGCCUGUUUAUGGUGCGAUUUGCCAAAAGAACAAAACACAGCACUUCAACGGUCCAGUCCAAGUUGGGUCUGAAAUUCUACAUCUAACAAACACAAUGAAAGUAAUGUACCAACGGUACCAUCACUGGUGUCUGUCUGCACAAAAGCCAACAGACCUGAUGAACAGUGAACAGAACAACAAAUAAAAAAUAACAAAAGGUGGCUAACAUUUUUGUAAGCGAUGGGCUUAUUUAAACUAUGAAAACCAGCAGCGUUUACAGUAUCGGGUCAUAUAGCGUAUAUUUGAACAGAAUACAAGCAUAAUAAUCCAAGUGUGAUUCCUAUUCGUUAUUUAUGGGAGACGGAAAACUAAAU